AUGGCAUACAAAUUUUAUGCGAGAACGAGCAUAAUCGUUUUAACAUUAAUUUUCUGCGAAAUAAGCGGUUUGCCUUACAACCACGAAAACAUCCAUGACGGGUAUUUUAAUGUCGAAGAAACCCACGGACACGGAGACUUCCAAGGACCUGUAGGUAAGUUGAUUCACUCGAUUAUCCAUCCGAUUUUGCAUGCAAUGAAAAAUUCAGGUUUCAAUCGACACCACGGUAGGGGCCUGUGGGGGCACGGCUUGCCCUUUCUAACCCACCGACAUCCCAGUUUGGAGCACCAUCACCAUCACUUCGACCCCUUCAAGCAUUCCCCCGAAUGGCAUCGGAACCACCCGGAAUUCGGGCACCACCAUUGCGAUCACCAUCACGACACCUGGAACCACCAUAACCCUCAAGAUGUAACACCCCAUAACAAUAAUGAUGUUAAACCGGUUUCUGAGGUUAGUUUGGAUACAACAACAUCGACUCAGUACCCACCGAUCGAUGUUAGAUCGGGUGAAUGA
Phyllotreta striolata is the source of this 513-nucleotide messenger RNA. The record is from the annotation of a GenBank genome assembly. NCBI's taxonomy places the organism in Eukaryota, Metazoa, Arthropoda, Insecta, Coleoptera, Chrysomelidae.